Messenger RNA from Lactuca saligna, 146 nucleotides. NCBI's taxonomy places the organism in Eukaryota, Viridiplantae, Streptophyta, Magnoliopsida, Asterales, Asteraceae. The record is from the annotation of a GenBank genome assembly.
UUUAUUUGUUUGGUUUAUUACAUGAAAAUAUGCAAUUUCUCCAUAUAAUGUUCAAGACCUGCAGAGACAGACUAAUGAGGACGGAAUCGUCUUUGAAUGAAAAAGAGUGUCGAAAUACCACAUUGAGGGACAAGGAUUCAACCUAA